Molecule: messenger RNA, 7350 nt
Organism: Leucoraja erinaceus (little skate)
Lineage: Eukaryota; Metazoa; Chordata; Chondrichthyes; Rajiformes; Rajidae
Gene: trpm2
Product: transient receptor potential cation channel, subfamily M, member 2
Exons: 35
Coding region: 280-4827 (1515 amino acids)
Biological process (GO): calcium ion transmembrane transport
Cellular component (GO): membrane
Molecular function (GO): ligand-gated calcium channel activity
Source: RefSeq, a predicted model, not a curated record
GAAAGAAGCUUGGAGCCUGCUCCUCGGACAGCAUUCCUGACCUGCUCCCACUUGUUCGCCAACCGUUAGCAAGUCACGCUGUGGCAGGUCGGGGCAUAAGCUGGAUCUUCAUCCCGGCUUUCUGAGGCAUCUGGAAGAAUUCAAACAUGGGGGGUUCCUACCGAUGACGAACUUUUGUGACAGGAGGCGAUCAUUGUUCAAGACUGAAAAUCUCUUCAACGUUUGUGAGAGCAGGACUGGCAGCUGACACGGACUGAGAAGAUAACAAAAAUUAUAAACAUGUCAUCUACUAACAAACUGUCUCCUCUGGAAGCUGGGAAUUAUGGGCAAAGCAUAACCUUUCAUAGCAGCACCAUUGUAAGAAGUCCCAGUUUCAUCAAAAGAGUGAACAAUUCAGCAACAGAACAGACCCACUUUAGAAAAUGGAUACAGGAAAACCUCAGGAAAAAGUCUUGCGCCUACUUUGUGGAAAGCGAAGACGUGCCAAAGGCCACAAGGCCAGUGUGUGAAUGUGGAUAUGCCAAGUCCCAGCAUAGUGAGGAAGCCCUUAAAGCAGGCCAACUACAAGGGGAGAGAUGGAACGCCACAAAACACAUCCAACAAUUCCCAACUGAUGCAUUCGGAGACAUAGCAUUUGAAGGUCAAGGACAGAAGAGUGGGAAAUACGUUCGAGUCUCGAAUGACACAGCACCAGUGGCACUAUACCAGCUCAUGACCAAGUACUGGGAGCUGGAUCCUCCCCACCUUCUCAUUUCCGUCACUGGAGGGGCAAAGAACUUUAAUCUGAAGCCAGACUUGAGGUUCAUGUUCCUCAGAGGCCUCAUGAAAGUGGCGCAAUCAACAGGUGCAUGGAUAAUCUCAGGGGGUUCCUUCACUGGAGUGAUGAAGUACGUUGGAGAGGCUGUGCGACUUUGUAACAUGACCAGCACCCAGAAAGAAAAGCAAAUCAUUGCCAUCGGUGUUGCCAGCUGGGGUAUCGUGCACAACCGUGACAGCCUGGUCGAUACACAUGGGAAGUUCCCUGCAACAUAUUACGUGGAUGAAGAAAAUCAGGGCAGAUUAUCUUGUUUGGACUACAACCAUACCCAUUUUAUCCUGGUGGAUGAUGGGACCCAAGGACAUUAUGGUGUGGAGAUUCCCCUGAGAACCCAGUUAGAAAGAUACAUCUCAAAGCAGCGAAUGGGGACUGAAGAUGUUGGACUUGAAAUCCCAAUUGUAUGUGUUGUCCUUGAAGGUGGGCCUGGAACAUUGAGUACGAUACACGGUGCGAUGAGCAAUGGAACUCCUUGUGUGAUUGUGGAGGGGUCAGGCCGCGUGGCUGACAUCCUGGCAAAUGCAGCUGACCUACCCAUGACUGAGAUUACCAUCCCCUUCAUCCAGAAGCAGCUGCGCACAUUCUUUGCUGAAAGCUACAACAUGUUCUCUGAACGAGAAAUAAUAUUGUGGACCAAAAAGAUCCAAGACAUCAUCAGGAUGCGGGAACUUCUGACUGUUUUCCGGCCAGAUACAUCAAGGAAUAAUGAUCUGGAUGUUGCCAUUCUGCAGGCCUUAUUGAAAGCUUCUACUUCUCAUGGGCACAAAUGGCAAGAGAACCUGGACCAUCAACUGCAACUGGCUAUUGCCUGGAACAGACUUGAUAUUGCCAAGCAGCACAUAUUUACUGAUGACAAACAGUGGAAGUCGUCCCACCUCUAUCAAGCCAUGUUUGCUGCUCUAGUUGGAAAUAAACAUGGAUUUGUCGAACUCUUCCUGGAAUACGGGGUGAACCUGAAUGAAUUUCUUUCACCAAGAAUGCUUGUCCGACUUUAUAACAAUAUCCCACAUCAUACUCCCUUGUAUAAGAAAUUACGCAAAGUGGUGGAUAGUGAGAAGCAUCCGCAGAUCGGUGAUAAAAUGGAGACCAACAAGAAAGUCCUUCUUCACCACGUCUCCGUGCUUUUGCAGGAGUUGCUAGGUGAAUUCAUGGAGCCACUCUAUAAGCAACCAAGUAUCUCCUCCAGGAAAUCAUUUGACAUGAAAACCAUUCGCCGCCAACAGGAUGAGUUCUAUGAGGGACAACUAGACAGUCCAGAGCGAGACCUCUUUAUUUGGGCAAUAUUAAUGAAACGCAAGAAUAUGGCGUCUAUUUUCUGGAGGCAGGGCAUGGACAGUAUCGCUGCAUCGCUGAUUGCCUGUAAGAUCCUGAAAAAAAUAUCCUCAGAAGAGAAUGACACAGACUUGUCUGAGUUGAUGGAGGAGCUGGCCCAGGAGUACGAGGAUCAAGCCGUUGGGCUCUUCACUGAAUGCUACAGGAAACAUGCCAAACGUGCACAGAAGCUGCUGGUUAGAGUUUCUGCAUCCUGGGGGAAUACCACCUGCUUGCGCCUAGCGUUGGAAGCUGAGAGCAAGAAGUUCAUGGCACAUGGAGGAGUUCAGGACUUGCUGACCAAAAUAUGGUGGGGAGAGCUCUCUGUGGAAACACAUACUUGGCAGAUUCUUCUCUGCUUGAUGCUGUGGCCUGCCAUCUAUUCAAAACUUAUCACUUUCAGGCAAAAUGAUGUUAGGAAAAAGGAGUUGUCCAGCAAUGCUGAGUUCAGUGUUAAAGUGGAGUCUCUGCUGACCAGACAACGUUCCCUGAUCCGCAAAGAGGAGGAUGUGAAGCCUUUAUCCUGUUGGCAGCAGCUGAGAGCAUUCUACACAGCUCCAGUGGUGGUCUUUUAUUGGAAUGUGUUGGCAUAUUUUGGCUUCCUCUGGCUUUUUUCCUACGUUAUCCUGAUUGAUUUCCAGAGGGAGCCUUCCGGGAGAGAAUACCUUCUCUACGCCUGGAUUUCAACCCUGGUGUGCGAAGAAUUGCGACAGUUUCUCUACGAUCCAGGCAGUUUUGGAUUCCGAAAGAAGGCACUCCUUUAUAUCAACAGCGCAUGGAAUCUGAUGGACGUGGCUGCUAUUUUGAUCUUUAUAGUUGGGCUCGUUUGCAGGUUGUUUCCAGCAACAUUUUACCAUGGAAGGGUCAUUUUUGCCCUGGAUUUCAUCAUUUAUUGUCUGAGAUUGAUGCACAUCUUCACUGUCAGUAAAACACUUGGGCCAAAGAUUAUCAUGCUGGAGAUGAUGAUGAAAGACAUCUUCUUCUUUCUGUUCCUGCUGUUUGUGAUAAUUGUGGCUUAUGGUGUAGCUAAUCAUGCCAUCCUCAUCCACAACGAAGGACGGCUAAACUGGAUAUUCCACGGGGUUGUGUACAAGUCAUACCUGAUGCUCUAUGGAGAUAUGCCAACUGAUAUCAGCUAUUCGGGUUUUGACCUCAAUCAAUGCAGCGUGAAUGGCACUGAUCCCUAUCAGCCAAAGUGUGCAGAACAUAACAGCAUUGGAGAACCCAUCUUUCCCGAGUGGCUAACCAUCCUUCUGCUCUGCUUAUAUCUGCUCUUCACCAACAUUCUGCUGCUCAACCUGCUCAUUGCAAUGUUCAACUACACCUUUCAAGUGAUCCAAGACAAUACAGAUAAGAUCUGGAAAUUCCAGAGGUAUUCGCUGAUCGAGGAAUAUUACACCCGCCCGCCUGCACCACCUCCUUUUAUCAUCUUCAGUCAUAUAGUCGUCUUAAUUGAAUGUGCAACUUGCAAGCAAUCAAAACGGAAACACAAGAAAUUCAAGAAGCAGCUGGAUGAGAAAGAGGAAGCUGAUAUAUUAUCCUGGGAGAAUAUAAUUAAAGAGAAUUAUCUAGUCAAGCAAACACGGAACCAGAACCAGAGUGUAAAUGAGCAGGUCAAGUGCACCUUGGAAAAGGUGGAGAUGGUGGCGGAGGUGCUUGACGUGAACAGAGAGCACAACAAGUUUGAGGUGAUGGAGCAGACGAUCCAUCACUUGGAGGAUCAGAUGCUUCAGAGUAUGCGAGCCUUGAACUGGAUCAUGAACACUCUCAUGAACAAGGAUUUUAGCUCCCGGGAAAAUGCACCAGCCCUUGUAAUUUCUGAUAGUAGAAUUAAAAACAAAGAAGAUGUUGGUGAAGAGGGGGAUUUGAAACCCAAGUAUCACAUUAAAGCUCGCAGCUUGGUCUAUCCAGAUAGCAACAUUGAACGCUUUCCUGUGCCUGAUGAGAUGGUCCCCUGGCAGGUUAAAUUUACCGAGUACCAACCAUCUUCUUACACAGUGGAAAGACCAGAUGAGAAUCGACUAACAAGGAAAAUGGCUCCAUUAGCAGACUGCCUGGACAGUGGAUUGGAUGACGACACUGCCAUAGUUAAUGAAUCCCUCCAGAAUCGCGUGAAUCCAGAUCACAUGAAUCCAGUGGGUAGGACUGGACUAACUGGAAAAGGGAGCCUGCACAGUUUUGGAUGUAACCUUAUGAUGGAACCCAUUAUAACUCGCUUUCAUAGGAACUCGGAUAAUUCAGUGGUAGUGAAAGGUUCCAAGAAUGUACUGGAGUUACUUGUUGUCCAGUGUCCAGGUGAAGACUGGACGCUGCCUGCGGGUAUUCUGAAUCCUGGACAGAAAUUCCCGAAGAAACUGAAACUGAUUUUAAACGCAAAGAUGAUGAGCAUGUUUCAGAAUCUACAGAAUGAAGCUUUGAAGAUUUACCGGGGCUAUGUGGAUGACCCAAGGAACACAGAUGAUGCAUGGAUCGAAACUGAGGUUCUCAACUUUCACCUAAAUGAAGGCAAUUCGCUCAUUAAUACUCUCACAAGUCGAGCUGAGUCGGGAGUAAGCAGAGAGAUCAGACUCCCCUUCCUACAGCAAGGCUCGGUGCAGGAGAUCGUGGCAAAGUGGCAAGUGAUGGAGCAGGGAGUGCCAGUGUGCAUGGUCUACAAGGACUACUUACAAACUGUGGCAGAGAACCACUCGGCCCACUUCUGAGUCACUGUCUCCUAUUGAAAGGCCAUCUUUAAGGCUAGAGCCAACUAAUAAAUCUGAGUGUGAAAGACAUGAAGACAAUUCACCAAAUGAAAAGUGCCAAAGCAAGUAGGUGAAGGUGAUAUAGAAGUGACUCUCAAUGCUUUGCACACAGUGCCUACUAUUGUAAGAACAAGUACCCAGUGUAAAGGGUCAUCUUACAAAUUUGGCGCCAUACAAAUUGUUCCAUGGUCUAACCUACUGGAAGGGGGAGAAAAGCCCGAUAGCCCCUCCAUUUCCUCAAUCUUUGUAGUAUUACAACGACGUGGGAAUCUACUGAAAUACUGCACAGUGAAUCUUUGUGCACCUAUCGAUAAAGACAAUAUAUCUGACCUGAAAAGCAAACAAAACUGAAAUGCUGGAAAUCUAAAACAAACAUAGAAAAUGCUGGAAAAACUCAUCAGGCCAAGCUGCACCUGUAGGAAGAAAAUUUGAUGCUGAGUAUUUCCAGCAUUUUCUGCCUUCACUAGCUAACUAGCACCAACUGAUUAGCAUCAGAGCUUAAUAGAAGGCAACGUUAUAAAUCCUUCAAUGCAGUGAUUAUAAAACCCCUUUAUUCAUAUACAUGGACAAGCAAUUAUAAAUGGCUUUUAAUAGUAAACAUUGACAGGAGAUUACAAAACUUUUUGAUGGUAAACAAUGGACACUUAAUAGUAAAUGUUGCUGGGUGAUUAUUAAAAAUAUUUUAAAAUUAAACAUUAGUGGAUAAUAAGGUAAGAGUUUUAAUGGUAAUCAUUGGGGUGUUUAAUAUUCACUAUCAUGAAAAACCUGUGUUCCCAAAUCCAUAAUUGUGGCUAUCCUGUAAAUUGAGUAAUAAUCAAACUAAAUGCUUGAAAAUAUCCACCAAUUACAGCUAAUGAAUAUUUAAGAAUGAAAAUAAAUGUCUUCAACUACGAGCGUGUUGCUAUUUGGUGCUUCUUUGCUGAAUGAAGAUAUGCAUGUAAUGGAUGAAGCCAGGCUGCCUCCAAUCAAAGAGGUGUUCCUUGGGUUGAAAAUGAGGGAGGUGUAAGGGGGAAGGCAGUCAUUCAUCCCCUGGUUCGAUCAGCUUUCCUUCGGGCCCUCUCCUCUUACCCUGCUCAUGCUGCACACCCAGUGAUUCAAGCACUGAAGCUGAAUCCUAAUUACACUUGGCAAAAGGAGAGGUGCGUGAUAGCAGAGGGUUGUUUCUGUGAUGCCACUGACUAAUGGUGGUCCACAGGGAUCCAUGCUGUUUGUGAUAUACGUGAAUGAUUUGGAUGUGGGAGUCACAUAGAAAAUAGGUGCAGAAGUAGGCCAUUCAGCCCUUCGAGCCAGCACCACCAUUCAAUAUGAUCAUGGCUAAUCAUCCAAAAUCAGUACCCCAUUCUGGCGCUUUCCCCAUAUCCCUGAAAAAUGAUCACCAAUGCAUCCACAAUUUAUAGGGCCACCUCCUUAAGUACUCUGUGAUGCAGACCAUCAGGCCCUGGAGAUUUAUCUUCCUUCAGUCCCAACAGUUUACCUAACACCAUUUUCUGACUAAUGUGGAUUGUUUGUGCCUUCCUUCGUGAAGACAGAACCAAAGUACUCGUUAACUGUUCUGUCAUUUCCUUGUUUCCCAAUAUAAAUUAAUCUCUCUGACUGUAAGGGACCUACAUUCAUCUUUGCUAAUCUUUUCCUUUUUACAUAUCUAUAGAAACUUUUACAGUCAGUUUCUAUGUUCCCCGCAAGCUUUCUUUCAUGCUCUUGUUUCCCCUCUUAAUUGUCCUCCUCUAUUGAGUUCUAAUUUCUCCCAGUCCUCUGGUCCCAUACCUUCAAAGUCUCAUUUAUUUACGUUCAGGACCCUAGUCUCUGAAUUAACUGUGUCACUCUCCAUCCUAAUGCAGAAUUUCACUGUAUUAUGGUCACUGUUGCCCAAGGGGCCUUGCACAACAAGAUUGCUAACUAAUCCUUCCUCAUUACACAAUAUCCAGUCCAGGACGGCCUGCCCUCUAGUCGGUUCUUCUACAUAUUGGUUUAAAAACCCAUCCCGUAUACAUUCCAGGAAAUCAUCCUCCUCAGCACCAAAGAUCUUAGAGCAGAGCAAGAUAGACCACACCUGCGAAAUACAAUGGGCUGACGUGUAGUACGCUAUGGAGGGGAUCCUUCGCAUUUUUCCCCGCCCAUUUUAGUAACCGGAGCCUGCCUGACCCGACCCGACUCGCAGUGUAAUCAAUGUUGCGGGGCAACAGUUUGUGUGUGUGAUAUAGGGUUAGAUUCAUAAUUCUGUCAGUUCAUACUUCUUGUCAAGAAUAAAAUUUGACUGUGGUAAUUGUCUUUUUUUAUGUUUUUUAAAUCAUUUAUUUUUAAAUGGCUCACAAGCAGUGUUUGAGUUGAUUUUGUAGUAACCGGAACCUACCCGACCCGACCCGACUCGCAGGGUAAUUGACAUUGCGGGGGAAGUUUUUGUAUGUGAUAUAGGGUUAGAUUCAUAAUUCUGUUAGUUCAUAAUUCUGCUAAUUCUUGUUAAAGAAUAAAAUGUUUAUAAACACA